Messenger RNA from Drosophila teissieri, 3359 nucleotides. Its product is annotated as angiopoietin-2. Bases 1050 to 3287 code for a protein of 745 amino acids. The transcript is spliced from 7 exons. NCBI's taxonomy places the organism in Eukaryota, Metazoa, Arthropoda, Insecta, Diptera, Drosophilidae. The record is from RefSeq and is a predicted model, not a curated record.
UAUUUGAAAUGUUGAUGAAUUGUAAGUUGAUAUGUGCAUAAACGGUGAUGGCUUAAUGUAUGGAACUGCAGGGUAGUGUAAAACUAAAGUGUUGACACAGUUGUAAGAGGUAACUUAAGAUUUUAUAUCCAGGUGUUUGCAUCGCUUAAAUGUUUGAAUUUGUUUUAAUAUUUAAAUUAAUCAUUUUUAAACAUUUAACUGUAUAUUUAUUUAGAUAUUUUUAAUAAAAGUAUGUUUCAUAUUUAAAAUAAAAUGGGUAAAAUAUCUGAGCCAGAUGCGUGUUGAGACACAUAAAAAUAGUAUCGAAUUUUGCCUAAAAGAAAAAAAUAAUUAUUAGCAAUUAUAAAUAAGCAAUUGGCAACUUACAUUACAUCUUUACAUAUUUACUAAAAUAUUACUAUUAUAGAGCUAUUUUAAAUUAUUAUUUUUUUGAUUUGGGAUCCCACUUAUUGUUAUGUGCCACAUAUACAUGUAAGGCUGUAAUAAUAAAAUUACAUUUAACAGAAGUUAUGUAUUAUAUACGUUCUUUAAAUAUCAGACUCGGUGGAUUCUCCAUUCGGCAGUUGUCAAUAAUUUUAAAAUUGUUUAUACGCUAUUUAUAUAUAAGUACUAUCUUGAAGAACAUUAGGUUAUGAUAAAACAAAAUAAAUUCACGUCUAUCUGUAGCCUGCUUGUGUGUAUAAACCAAAAAGCAACUCUCACUUUUAAACAGAGUAAACAAGUUCCAAAGUAUCUAUCACUGUGGUGUGUUUCUGGGCAUGUUGGAUAAUAGUUGCUUGUGGUUGAUUAUUGGUUCCACUAGUAAUAAAUUUCUAUAACAAAACCCGAGAAGUUGCCCUGUCGCGAUCGUCUGCUGCAAUAAAAUCAAAGUUUUACCGUAAAAUAUUGCAAAAACAAUAUUUUAUUUCAAUAUUAUAUAAAGUUUAGGAUUCAUGUAAUAGAUCCACAAAAUAAAAAUAUGUUUACAUUGUGCGAUUAAACAGAAGCUGUUUGGGAUCAGUUCCAAGCAAAUCUACAUAAACAGGUAGAUACUAAAAUAGGUUAAAGUCAUGGCAGCAAAUCGAAAAAAAUUCAGCCGAAUGGCACUGGCAGUAACGUGUUAUUAUUUUAUACACUUUUCUUAUAAAUACGCACACGCAACUACCGCUGGUGGUGCAUCGCGAACCCUAGCAGGAUUUGGAAACGUAAAUCAUCGAUUGCCGCGUACAAGUGCCAGCUAUUUUAGUAGUGGAGCUAGUUCAAACACAAAUUUUAAAACUGCUACAAAAUCAAAAAAUGUAACAAGAUAUGGAAACAUACACAUCAGAGAACAACAAUUGCUAAAUAUAUUUGAAGUUAUAAUAGACACCCUUGAAGGAAAACUAAAACGCAUUGACAUUCUAGAUAAUACAGUUGAUCUUCUUAUGAAAAAUAUGGAAACGCUGCAGAGUCGGGUUGUGAACAAUUUAGUAAAAACCGAUUUUAUUAUAUCUCAGCUAAAAGAUAUAGAAAAAUCAAUUUCUAAUGGACUGCCUCAAGGUCAAUCAUCGUACUUAGAUGUUGUUUAUGAAACCACAAAAAUAUCACAAAACACUUCAACGUUUUUAAAGGAAAAAAUCGUUAAUUUGGAUCGAAAAGUAUCUGAUAUAGAUAACAAGCUGGAAUGUAUUAAAGUCCAAUUAGAUAAUAAUUUGUUGCAUGUUGAAGACUUUAAUGCCGAAGCUAGUGAGAAAAAACCAGUUACAAUAAAUGUAACUGACAUCACAAAGGCAUUGAGCUAUGAAGCUAUGACACAUGUAACAUCCGAAUUAAGUGAACUUCGCGAUUCAACACACAGCAUUGAUAAAAAAUUACAGUUUUACAUAAAUAUAGUUUCUGAAAAUAUCGGAAGAAUGACAAGCAUUUUGCAUGAGAUUCAUUUUGCUGUAGUUGAUCAUAACAAACAAUUUACAUUUUUGAAUGUAACAACAGGGACGCCACCGACAAAAUCAAAAAAACUUGAUGUGCUCGAUAAAGAAAUAAGGUCAAUGGGUGCAGAAUCAGAAAAAAUUGAUAAUGUUUGGGACGUCGUGGUACACACAAAAUCAACUGUGGAUUUUGUUCCCCAGUCCUCUGUCUCGUUACCUCAGACACAACGUCAAGAACGUGCAAUAGAUGAAAUCCAUCAUGACCAAAACUCCGAAAAUUACUUAAAUAUUAACAAAUUAGAUAUGGUUCAAAAACAAUUACGAAAACUGGAAAAUUAUAAGCCCCCUGAAGAAAUAACAGAUACAACAAUAAAAAGUAUUUUGGAAAAUGAAUCAAAAAACUACUCUGACACGGAUGAAAAUUUAAGAACGGAGAGCUUACUUUUAUCCCUCUCUUAUAUUCAACCAACCAUAGUAAAUAAAACUUUAACUACACUUUUUACUUCCACACCUGGAGAUGUCCUGGGUCCACUACAUUCGGCGUCGUUAGACGCUGACAGCACACACAACAACGGACCUGUACUCAAUGGAUCCAAAUCAGCAAAUAGGAAAGAUCGAAUUAUCUUUCCAAGCAUAAAGAAAAAACCAUCAAUUCUAAACACAACGAUUGCCAAUGAUUUUUGGGCGCUCAAGGAUGUAAAAGGAUUUUCCUGUGUAGACAUUUUAAAUGCUGGAAUGAAGCAAUCAGGAGUAUUUUAUUUACAAAUUCGAGGUACAACGUAUUGGUUUUUAAAAGUAUACUGCGAUCAAGAAACAACGGAUGGAGGUUGGACGGUAAUACAAAGACGCGACGAUUUUAAGGACUCCCGUGAAAACUUUAACAGAGACUGGGCUGAUUACAAAAAUGGAUUUGGUGAACCAAGUAAAGACUUUUGGCUUGGUAAUGAGAACAUAUAUAUGUUGACAAAUAAUGAGGAAUAUUCAUUACGUGUAGAACUAGAAGACUUCGAAGGCAACAAACGAUAUGCCCAGUACUCACAUUUUAAAAUACACUCGGAAGCAGAUUAUUAUAAACUUGAAAUAGACGGAUAUGAAGGAAACGCUGGAGAUUCGUUAAAUGACCCGUGGUACGGCUCAAAUAAUAGUCCAUUUUCAACUUACAAUAAAGAUAAUGAUCGAAGCUCGCUCAAUUGCGCAAGCAUGUUAAAGGGUGGCUGGUGGUGGAAGUCCUGUGGACGGGGUCUAAAUGGUCUUUAUCUUCAUGAUCCCCAAGAUCUAACUGCGCGGCAAGGAAUAGUAUGGUUUCGUUGGAGAGGUUGGGACUACACAUUAAAGAAGUCCAAAAUGAUGAUUCGGCCUAAGAUAUCACCACAACCGACAAUAUCUGGAACGUCUUUAUAGAGAAGUUACGAACUAAAUAACCAUUUCUUGUUAAAAUUUUGCACUUUUUUUUAUUUAGAUGUUUUAAUUAUG